Messenger RNA from Punica granatum (pomegranate), 3025 nucleotides. Lineage: Eukaryota; Viridiplantae; Streptophyta; Magnoliopsida; Myrtales; Lythraceae. The record is from RefSeq and is a predicted model, not a curated record.
GGCAACCUAUAAGCCUCUGGCCGGCCAUUUAUCAUUAUAUCAUCAAGGUUAUUAAGUCCCAAACAGAAGGCCCGUUCUACUUCUCUCCUCCUUUCGCUCAUCGAGGCUGCCUCCUCCUCUUCCUCUUCCUUGAUCUCUAUGUCCAUCUCUUCAAUUCUGAUUUGAUUUGAUCUUUUUGGUUGUUAUUGCUGGGCUGAUCACUUAUCUGCGGCGGCGCCGUUCGGUUCUGCUUGCCUUGCGCCUCCGCCUACCGCCCAUAGCUUAGAAGGUCCGGGUAUUAAUUGGAAUUCGCCGUUCCUUCCGGCCUGCCUAAAUUCCUAUGCCGCCGGAAAAAAUCGUGCGUGACACACACAUACAUACCUAAGAUCAAGCAAAAACCCCCACCACCCCCCGCGCUGGAUCUCUCUCCCCAUCCCUCCCCCUCUCUCAAAAAGAAAAGUCUCCGACAUUGCCGAGAACGGGAAGUCUCCUCCUCUCUCCUCCGUUCUUGUCAGGCGCCUUUUGGCUUCGUUCCAUCAGUAUCGGCCGGCCAAUUUGUCGCUUCCCGAUCGUUGCGAUCCCAAGGCAAAGGUCUUGGUGCGUGCCUUGGCCGCGUUGACUAACUUUGGUUCUAAUAAUCAGAGCUUUGUCCGAGUGUGAAAGCGGUCGGUGCCGAUAAUUUUAGGGUAAGGAUAUAUAAACACAAAAAAAGGGAAAGGAGAGAAGGGUAAGGAUGUUGUUGUCUUGUGGUUAAUCCUGAUGUUUACCUCAAAACACUCCUUGGGACGGUGCAUCGAUUCCAGCUCCUUAUAAAUGGUCGUCGUCCUACAAUUGGAAACGCUCUAGGUUGGUUGAUAAUUGGAAAUAGAGGAAUAUGAAGAGACUGGAAUCGCGGAAGUCACAUUCCUGGUGGUGGGAUAGUCACAUCAAUCCCAAGAACUCGAGAUGGCUUGCUGAGAAUCUGGAGGAGAUGGACCAAAGUGUGAAGAGGAUGUUGAAGCUGAUAGUGGACGAUGGGGAUUCUUUCGCGAAGAAGGCAGAGAUGUACUACAGGAAAAGGCCCGAGCUUAUCUCCCAUGUUGAGGAAUUCUAUCGCAUGUACAGGUCCCUAGCUGAACGAUAUGAUCAUCUUACUGUUGAAUUGCGGAAGAAUAUCCCUUCAGAUCUCCAAUCCCAGGGGUCGGGCAUAUCUGAACUUGGUUAUGAAACCCCAUCGUCACUUCCUUCCCCUGACUUGAGGCUAGCCCGGCGUAAAUCUGGGCAGCAAGCUGCUGGUUUUGACUUUUUCCUUGGUGCUGGUGGCAGCUCGUCAGAUAACUUCCACAGGGAAGCAGAUGAAUCGUCUUCCCUCACUGAUUCAGAUCCUGACUGUGAUGCUUCCUCUGUCAACAACUACUCGGUUAUAUCAGGGAAUGGCGGUGAUCAAGCAUUGCAAGUGAGAGUAUUUGAACUGGAAAAUGAGCUCCUUGACACGAAAGAGAAGCUUCUUCAAGUUCAGCAUGAAGAGGCUUCGGAUGCUUACUGGAAGGAUGUGAUCAAGAAUGGUAGCACUUUUCAAGAUUCUUCAACUUUCAAUGUUAAAUAUGAGGAGGAGCUCAGAAUUGCAAGGGAGAAGGUGCAUCUUUCGGAGGAAGAGAUCUCAAAGUUGAAGUUUAAGCUCCAAAAGUAUGAAUCUGAAGCUCUUUCUGCUAAUUUGCUGGAUGGACAGUCGGAUGUGCCUCUAGUGGAAGAGCUGAAGAAGUUAAAGGAAAAGCUUCAGGAUUCUACGAGUGAGAUUGAUAGCCUGAAAAAGGAAAUCGAAAGUGGCAGAUCACAGGGAAAGAAUCACAAAAUAUCGGACCACCUUGAGUUGGCUCAGAAAGAUGCUGCUGGAUGGAAAGCGAAGUUCAGCGCGGAGAGGAGAGAGGUCACCAAGCUUCAGGAAAGACUUGCAAGGUUGAAAAGCAGCUUAUCAGACCGGGAUCAUGAGAUCAGGGAACUUAAGACAGCAGUAUCCGAUGCUGAGGAGAAGAUAUUUCCUGAGAAGGCUGAGAUUAAGGCUGAAAUAGCUAGAUUGAUGGAGGAAUGUGCUUGCAUGGAGGAACAUCUCAGAGAGUGGGAAUCGCGUGGCCGUUCAAUGGAGGAGGAAAUCAGGAAGGUGAAGGCUGAGAUGUUGCGAGUGGAAGAAAGACUUAACACUGAGAUCCAGCAAUUAAAGGCAGACAUUAUUGAUAGAGAUCAGCACAUACUAGAUUUGAUGCGAAGCUUCGAAGCAAUGCAAUUGGAAAUGGCUGGACUUAGUGAUGAGGUUGUUGCGCUGAAAACAGAUGUUUGCUCUAAGGACUAUCAGAUUGCCCAAAUUAAUGAGCAGAUGCACCGAUUGCAAGGGGAAUGUGCAGAGCUCAUUGCAGCUUCUAACAGGGCUGAUGGAUUGGCUGAAGAGUUGAGUUCGAGGGUGGAGGAACUGGAGGGAGAGGUUGAAAAGCAGAGGCUUGCGAUUUUGGAAGGAGCAGAAGAGAAGCGAGAAGCCAUCAGACAGCUGUGUUUCUCGUUGGAGCAUUACAGGAGCAGUUAUUGCAAGCUCCGCCAUGCCUUCUUAGGGCAUAAUAACAAGCAAUAUAGGCGCACUUCAGUAGCUUAUUGAACCCCUCCUGCAUGUGCCGGUUUGCUCACUACAGCCUUUAUGGAGAAGCAAAUUUUAGUAGGCUUUCCUUGUCUAUGAUAGAAGGUUUUACGCACAAUAAUUGAAGGUUUGCGCACUAGCACAAUAAUGGAAGGUUUUACCCCGUCUAUGAUCUGAGGAGGGAGAUUUGGAGUCAAAGUUAAUACUCUUUAAUCAGUGAUUUGGCCGUCCCUGUAAUUUGGCCGGUCUGUGAUCACCCUUUGAGUUGCUUUGUGUAUUAUGUAUUAAAUUUCUUUAAGGAAAAAGACAAAAACCCCCCUUGUGCUUUGGGGUUAGGGUAAAUUGCACCUUGUUCUUUCGUUUGAGAUAAAUCGCACCAUGUUCUUUGCUCCGUCAGACAUAGAGGGUUACGGCGUCAAAUUAAUUUUCAUUUUCGGUCCUCAA